Molecule: messenger RNA, 1731 nt
Organism: Cucurbitaria berberidis CBS 394.84
Lineage: Eukaryota; Fungi; Ascomycota; Dothideomycetes; Pleosporales; Cucurbitariaceae
Product: pyruvate decarboxylase
Exons: 3
Coding region: 1-1731 (576 amino acids)
Molecular function (GO): magnesium ion binding; carboxy-lyase activity; thiamine pyrophosphate binding
Source: RefSeq, a predicted model, not a curated record
AUGGCACAGCAGGAUCUCCGCGCCCAGGAGAUUGAGAACCCAAUCGACAUUGCUGAGUAUCUCUUCCGACGACUCAAACAAGUCGGCGUCGAGUCGAUCCACGGCCUGCCCGGAGACUACAACCUCGUCGCCUUGGACUACAUCCCCAAGGUGGGCUUGAAGUGGGUCGGCAACUGCAACGAGCUGAAUGCUGGCUACGCGGCUGAUGGCUACGCACGCGUCAAGGGCAUCGCCGCCCUCGUCACCACCUUUGGCGUCGGUGAGCUCUCUGCGGUCAAUGCCAUUGCAGGUGCCUACUCCGAAUACGUCCCCAUCGUCCACAUCGUCGGAUACCCAUCCACCAUCUCGCAGAAGAACGGAGCCCUACUCCAUCACACACUCGGAAAUGGCGACUUCACAGUCUUCUCAAGAAUGUCCGAGGAGAUCUCCUGUGCUGUCUCCAUGCUCAACAAUCAGCAUGAAGCGGCGACGCUGAUCGACAACGCCAUUCGCGAGUGCUAUCUGCAGUCGAGGCCCGUCUACAUUUCCCUCCCCAGUGACAUGGUGCAAAAGAAGAUCGACGGCAACAGACUGAACACCCCCCUGGACUUGAAGUACGCGCCCAACGAUCAGGAAGCUGAAGACUACGUCGUCGAUGUCGUGCUCAAGUACCUCCAAGCCGCAAAGAACCCCGUCAUCCUGGUCGACGCCUGCGCGAUCCGACACCGAGCACUCAAGGAGACGCAUGACUUGGUCAAGAAGUCGGGCAUCCCAACCUUUGUUGCGCCCAUGGGCAAAGGCGCCGUAGACGAGACCCUCCCUAACUAUGGAGGUGUAUAUGCCGGCAACGGCAGCAACGCUGGAGUUCGCGAGCGCGUAGAGUCUUCGGACCUGGUCAUUAGCAUCGGUGCUAUCAAGUCUGACUUCAACACCGCGGGCUUCACAAUUCGCAUGUCGCAGAUGAACACCAUCGACUUCCACAGCUAUGGAGUCAAGGUUCGUUACUCAGAAUACCCUGGUGUGCGGAUGAACGGUGUUCUUGCCAAGGUCACAGCCAAGCUCGGAAGGCUGAACAUUGAGGCCGGUCCUCAACCCAGCAACAAGAUCCCCCAGCAAGAAGUCUCCUCAUCCGAGCCCACAGUCACACAUGCCUGGUUCUGGCCACGCCUCGGCCAAUGGCUCCAGAAGGACGACGUCAUCAUUACCGAGACCGGCACCUCCAACUUUGGUAUCUGGGAGACGCGCUUCCCCGCGGGCGUGAACGCCAUUUCCCAAGUCCUUUGGGGCUCCAUCGGAUACGCCACCGGCUCCUGCCAGGGUGCUGCUCUCGCUGCCAAAGAACUGGACAUCAAGCGCACCAUCCUCUUCACAGGCGACGGCUCCUUCCAGCUCACCGCCCAAGAAGUCUCGACCAUGCUGCGGAAUAAGCUCAACCCCAUCAUCUUCGUCAUCUGCAACAACGGCUACACAAUCGAGCGCCUCAUCCACGGCAUGGAGGACCCGUACAACGACGUCCCAGAGUGGAAAUACAAGGAGCUGCCAAGGGUCUUUGGCGCAGAAGAGGGCAGUGUGUUGACAUACAGGGUCAGCACCAAGGAGGAGGUGGAGAACCUCUUCAAGGAUGAGGAGUUCUCGAGCGGCGAGACCAAGAAGAUGAGGUUUGUCGAAUUGGUCAUGCCAUGGGAUGACGCGCCGGCUGCGUUGAAGGCCGUGUGUGAGUCGGCGGCGAGGACCAAUGCUAAGACCGAAUAG